AUGGCGAGUCAGAUGGCCCUUCUCCUCUCUUGUCAACUCCGCACUGUUGACCCCAGGCUUUUCCGGUGUGGCUAUGAGGAUGCUUGGUUUGCCUUCCUCCGCUCCGCAUUCCCUUUCCCAGCUGGAUUCAACAUCUGCCCUGAGUGCUGGCCUUCCAGGGGUCGGCAAUGUUUCCGCUUCGAAGUCAAAUAUGGCUGGGAGCACACAGUGUUUGUCGUGCACCAGAAAUCGGCGGCGGAGAUGGACUACGCAAAGGAGCUCAAAAACUGUCCUCUACCCGCUUUCCGUGGACUGAGCGCGUUGGGAACCACCUUUGCUUUGUAUGCCGAACAGCACACCACCAUCACCCCUCCUUCCCCUCCCACUUGGAGCCACAGUGUUCUCGACCUUGACGGGGUCUGCAGCAUCCUGGAGAUUGUCGAGGCCGUCAAGAAGGACUGCAAGGAGCUCAAAAGAUCGAGGAGGCUCACUGCCAAGGCUACUGCAAAGCAGGCCAUGUAG
Molecule: messenger RNA, 501 nt
Organism: Epithele typhae
Lineage: Eukaryota; Fungi; Basidiomycota; Agaricomycetes; Polyporales; Epitheliaceae
Exons: 3
Coding region: 1-501 (166 amino acids)
Source: RefSeq, a predicted model, not a curated record